Molecule: messenger RNA, 3209 nt
Organism: Ochlerotatus camptorhynchus
Lineage: Eukaryota; Metazoa; Arthropoda; Insecta; Diptera; Culicidae
Product: probable chitinase 10
Exons: 8
Coding region: 171-3209 (1012 amino acids)
Biological process (GO): carbohydrate metabolic process; chitin catabolic process
Cellular component (GO): extracellular region
Molecular function (GO): chitin binding; chitinase activity
Source: RefSeq, a predicted model, not a curated record
CUGCUGCUACUCCAAUCAACGUGGAGCUGCUGUCUUGGCUUUCUGUCGUUUUUCUUUUCGAGAGCAGAGGACCAGCUCAACCCCGUAGGUGAUCGUAGUUGACCGUGACCGUGAACGUGACUCCCGGAGUCACCUCCAAUUAAAAGAAAGAGAAAGAGUAAAAUAGCAAGAUGAGAAUCUGGACACUUGGAUUACUACUGCUCUUUUGUGGAGCAUCGACGCUGCAGGCUGCCACUGAUAAGGUGGUGUGCUAUUUUGGCAGUUGGGCGACGUAUCGUAUAGCGAAUGGCAAGUUCAACAUUGAGGACAUCAAUCCGAACUUGUGCACCCAUAUUAUCUACACCUUCGUGGGAUUGGAUGCAAGCAAUAGCAUGGUGAAGGUGCUGGAUCCAUGGGGUGACGUAACGCUACAGGGAUUCAAACGAUUUGUCGGGCUGAAAUCGCAGAAUCCACAGGUAAAAUUAAUGAUUGCUAUCGGUGGAUGGGGCGAGGGUUCAUCUGCCUACUCGGCAAUGGCAUCGUCAGCAGUAUCCCGCAAGGCAUUCAUCGAAUCGGUCGUGACAUUAAUGAAAACGUACGGUUUCGAAGGAUUCGACAUUGAUUGGGAAUAUCCAACACUGCGUGGAGGAUGGCCUGAGGAUCGGGUCAACUUCGUAACGCUGCUCAGUGAGAUGAGAACGCGUUUCGACAAGGAAGGCUACUUGCUGUCGAUUGCAGUUGCCGCGACGAAAGAUUACCACCGGUCAGCUUACAACGUGCCCGAGAUCAACAAAUAUGUGGAUUUCUUGAAUCUGAUGUCGUACGACUUACACGCAUAUUGGGAUGCGCAGACGGGACAUAACGCGCCGCUGUAUGCUGCCAGGUGGGAAACGGAUUCCUUCACCAGUACGCUCAAUGUGGAUGCCUGCGUUCGCGGUUGGCUUGACGAUGGGUUCGAUGCCAGCAAACUGAUUAUGGGUGUCCCGAUUCACGGACACACCUUCACGCUGGCCUCCACGGCAGACACUGGAGUCGGUGUACGGACAAUUGGCGGAGGAACCGCCGGUCCUUACACCCUGGAGUCAGGCACAUUAUCGUACUUGGAAAUCUGCGAACGAAUGAAGACUGGUUAUACGAAACGCUGGGACGAUAUCCAGAAGGUUCCCUACGCUUUCUUGGGAAAUCAAUGGAUCUCCUUCGACGACGUGACCUCAAUUGGACUCAAGGUAGACUACGCGAAGAGCAUGGGACUGGGAGGAGUGAUGGUGUGGUCCCUCGAGUCGGAUGAUGAUCGGAAUGUGUGUGGUGAAGGAGCCUAUCCAAUCACCAGUAAAGUCUACAAUGCCGUGUUUGGAUCUACAGGGCCGAUAAUCACGACGACAACGACAAAGCCCGUGGUUACUACCACAACUACAGCCAAACCUGUGACGACUACAACCACAGCCAAGCCCGUGAUUACUACCACAACCAAGCCAGUGAUUACUACCACAACCACAACCAAGCCUGUGGCAACUACGACGCCAGCAUCGGGUGCAUUGGUUUGCAAGAGCGGAUUUGCGAAGGAUCCCUACGAUUGCCAGUACUUCUAUCAAUGCAAUCCGUCAGGAGCUGCAAUUGUCAGCUGGCGGUUCAAAUGCCAAACGGGACUCUAUUUCGACGACAAGAAUGGGUACUGCAACUGGCAGUACCUAGUCAGUUAUAGGAUGUUUUGCUUCUACAAAGCUGGAGCCAAAUAUCGCGUGGGCAAUGGCCGUGUAGCGAUUACUGAUCUGAACCCUCAACUGUGCACUCACCUGGUCUACCAGUACGUGAGCCUAAUGACCUACGGAGCCAUUGAAACGCUCGAUCUGGACACAACCGAACUUCAGCAGUUCAUCAAUCUAAGAACAAACGCUCCCUCGUUAAAGGUAUUGGUCUCCAUUGGCGGUCCAUCGCAGGCUUCCAAAACUGUGUCAUCUCUGUUGUCGAUUGUAUCCCUUCGGAAGGCAACCGUCACGGCAAUCGUCAACUUCGCUAAACAGUACGAUCUAGAUGGAAUCGACUUCCACUGGCAGUAUCCCGUACUAUGGGGUGGCAACGUAGUCGAUAGGGCUAACUUUGUGACAUUUAUUUCGAUGUUGAAAGACGAACUCAAGGUGACUGGAAAACUGUUGACCAUUUCAGUCGCUCCCACGAAAGACUACUUCCUGUCGAGCUACAACGUUCCGGAGUUGAACAAGUACGUCGACUAUGUAAAUGUUAUGGCAUUCGAUUUGCGAGCAUACUGGGGUGCCCGGACGGGACACAAUGCAGCAGUCUAUCCGGCGACGUUUGAGACAUCCGGUAUCGAAAAGGAACUGAAUGUGGACACUAUUCUGAAGGGAUGGAUAACUGCGGGCUUGGCCAGCUCGAAAAUCAUCCUCGGAGUGACCACGGAGGGUCACAGUUUCAAGCUUGCUAAUCCGAAUGCUCACGGGAUUCAGGACAGGACGCUUGGCUCGGGCACUAAGGGUACCUAUACGGACGAAAACGGAGUGUUGAAUUAUCUGGAGGUUUGUGAACUGCUCAAAGCAGGAGGAUGGACGACGGUGUGGGAUGGCACUCAGAAGGCCCACUAUGCGUACAAGGACAACGUGUGGGUAUCCUAUGAGAGUACCACUUCACUGGAAGCUAAAAUCUAUCUGGCUAAGCAAUAUCAGAUCGGGGGAAUCGGAGUUUGGGCUGCCGAAGGCGAUGAUGUAAGGAACAUCUGCGGAGGAGGACCGUUUACCUUGCUUAGAUUUGUCAGUGAAGGCCUGGAAAUAUCAAAUGAGGAGGGUGUAACUACUCCUGGUGUGACAACAACAACAAAGACGACGACGACGACAACAGCAAAACCAACUACCACCACGACUCCACUGCCAACUGGACUCCCGCAAAUUUGUCCCAGCAGUGGAUUCGUCCGGGAUCCUGUCCGGUAUCAGUACGGCCGUCUAAUCAUCUCCGGGUCCGAGUUAUCGGACCGAAAGUUAUCCAGCAACUGUGCUUGUCGGGUCGUCACCAAAGCACCUAGCAAGGAUUGCCCUCUCGUUGCCGUGAAAGCGUGGACUGUUAGUUCCAGCAGCAAGUCGACCAUUGUGGCCGCCAACCACCGCUGUUACCAGGCCAAGCCGCCCACGUACCGACCAGGUACAGCGAUCAUCCCCGGUUCUACUUCCACGGAUUGCCCGUUCGUCGGUCGCCCUCCCGCCGGCCUUCCACCGGCGCCAUAG